This is a messenger RNA of Leptopilina boulardi, 2187 nucleotides long. RefSeq lists its product as uncharacterized. The transcript has 3 exons. The coding region runs from base 1499 to 2134 and encodes 211 amino acids. NCBI's taxonomy places the organism in Eukaryota, Metazoa, Arthropoda, Insecta, Hymenoptera, Figitidae. The record is from RefSeq and is a predicted model, not a curated record.
UAGAACAAGAGAUUCUAAAGUACAUAUAUAUAUUUGCAAAAGUAAACGCAUCCUAUUAAAGGUUCAAGAGAUCAUAUUGUGUACCAUGAUCCAAUGAUCGGAUCCUUCGUGACGCCGGUGGCCUUUGACGAUUCUCUACCUUGGGAGUCUAUAAAUUUUCUUGUGUCAACGCGUCGCAGCAAAUAAUUGCCACCAUAUAUGGAGGGGAAAAAAAAAGAGGGAUGCAAUACAACGAUUCGUGGACCGCAAUUGCAUAAAUUAAAAACACAUUCAUUCAUGUGGACAAUUUGUAACCAAUCGGAAUCUUCGAUCUUCGUGUCACAACUUUUAUUAAGUUGUUCAUUUUCCUCGAUUUUACGUGUAUACAAUAAAUUCGGGAAUAGAAAAUUGAAACUAAAUUCAAAAACGCCAAAAUAAUUUUGAAAAUUGAAUUUGGAAACGAAUUUCAAAUUUAGAAAACGGAAAUGAAGUCAAUAUAAAUUUAAAGAUAGAAAGGAAAUAGAAAAACAAGGAAUUUCAGAAGAAAAUCUAAAUUUGAAUUUAAAAACGAAAAAAAUUUAGAAAUAGCGAAUUUGAAAAUUAAAUUAGAAUUUUUUGAAAAUGGAAACGAAAUAAAAAAUACAAGUCAAAAUAAUAGCGAAAGCAAAUUUUACAAACAGGAAGAAAUUAUUUCGAAUCGAAUCCAAAUUUUGAAAUAAUUAAAUUUUUGAAAAUAAACGGAAAUGAAGUAAAAUAUAUAAAUUUAAAAAAAUGGGAACGAAUGAAACCGAAUUUAAAUUUGAAUUAAAAAUUUUUUAAAUUAAUUGUAAUUGAAUUCAAAUUGAAAAUUUAAACCAAAAUUUAAAAAGUAAAUCAAAAUUAACAUCGGUACCAAAUUUUGAAAUAAUUUUUUUUGAAAAUAAAUAAAACCGAAUGCAAAUUCAAUUCAAAAUUGAAUUUAAAAAUGAAGGAAUUUUGAAAAAUGAAAACGAAAUUUUAAAUAGAUUCAAACGGAAAUUGAAAUCAAAUUUGAAACAGGAUCAGAAACAAAAGAAAUUAAAUUUUAAAAGGAUUUUGACGAAAAGAAUGAAAAAAUAAAUAAAAUACUGCAAUUUUGGAAAAACUCUCGAAUUUUUGGAAAAUUAAUUUCAAUUUCCAAAUUCAAUUAAGACUUUAUAAAAAAAAAAACAUAUCAUAGACGGGAACUUACGAGGAGAAUAAUUUAUAGUGAUCGUGAUUCAAAGGGUGUAGACACAUGUGUAUCGUGUGAAUUCGUGACCUGUCGAUCCUCCUUUAUUCCAAUAUAUAUAUAUAUAAAAUUGGAGGGGGUAAAAUAUCCACAUAAACGGUACACUCCAUAUAUAUAAAGAUGGUGAAUCCUGAACGGCAGAUUCUUCGAAGAUUUCACUCGAAUCGCGCAAUGUUUUUCCAAGUUUAAAAAAAAAUCCUUUUUUUCUAUUUCUCUUCUUUGUUUAAGUUAUUAUGACGUUUUAUUAAAAUAUAAUUUAGUGCUCACACAAUGCCACGAUCUCCAAUUUUUCGUUUCUUUUUCAAAUUUACGGUGCUGUGUUCUUUGAUCAUAAAUCUCAGCUCCGCGGAUGUAUUAUCACCAACUCAAAAAGCACCUCCUUUUGCAAGAGGAUCGGGUGGUUUGGUACUUCCACUGCCACUCGCUGGAAAAGCUCCACUUCCGGUUAGUCAGCCAUCAGGUAACAAUGCCGUUGAUGGAGUUCAACGUGAAGAAGUCACUUCAUUCAAAAAAGUUGGAAACGAAACAAUUAUCGUUGUUGAGGGAAGUUUAGGGUACAACAGUCCAGAAGGUCUUCCCGUCUCCGUUAAAUUUAAAGCUGAUGAAAAUGGAAAUCGAGCGAGUUUUAAAAUCGGAACAGGAUCGUCAGGUAGUGGAGGAAAGGGAGGAGGUGGACCAAAUAAAGGAGGCAGCGGAGGUGGAGGUACAAAUCAAGGAGGAGGAGGCGGAGGUGGCGGUGGACCAAACAAAGGAGGCAGCGGAUCAAAUAAAGGGGGAACUGGACCCGGAGGCAGUACUUAUUUACCACCGAAUAAUAAAACAGGAAAUGGUAAAAAUGGUAAUGGCAAAGGCAAUGGUAAAGGAAAUGGAAAGAAAGAAGACAGAACUUAUUUGCCACCAAGUUAAAUUACUAAAAAUUGCAAAAAAAAAAAAAUAAUAAUUCACUUUUGAAAAUUUAA